Pedinophyceae sp. YPF-701 is the source of this 2463-nucleotide messenger RNA. Lineage: Eukaryota; Viridiplantae; Chlorophyta; Pedinophyceae. The record is from the annotation of a GenBank genome assembly.
AUGCCGCGGGGGGAGCCGUACACCAUGGCGUCCACGGAGCGGCAAGGAGGCCGGCGGAUCGUCAACUUCGAUCGCGGCAUGUACCGGAGGUUCACGGAGCAACAGGGCCGCCCACAGAGGACUGCAAGGGGCUGCUUCGCGGCGUGCGGGAAGCUCGCGGGGUGCGGGGCGUCGUCUGUGGAGUUUCUGUCGCGCACCACGCGCACGCUCGCGUUCGUCGUGGUGUUCCUCCUCGGCGCGCUGCGCUCCAUGGGGCCGUGGAUGCUCUGCCUCGCGGACCUCGCGGCGACGAUCGGGCUCUUCGCCGCCAUCGAGCAUCGUCAGCUGCACGACGCCGAGCACCUGCGCUUCGAGGGGUACAAGUUCUCGCGCUCCCUCGACGAUCUGGUCGGGCUGAGCGUGUGCCGCACGGCGCUCGUGGGCAUCAGCUACGCGCUCGCCCUGCUCCCGUCCAUCGGCUUCUACCCCUACCUCGGCGCCGCGUGGCUCACCGCGACCGUCAGCGUCGCCUGGGCGCUGGCCAAGGCGCUGGCCUUCACCUUCAGCCGGUCGGUGUACAACCCGCAGAUCGCCCUGAUCGUCGUGUCCGGCUUCUUCGGCUUCAUGCACCUCGCCGCGGCCUACCACUCCAUCUGGUGGCACCGCAAGCGCCGCGCCCUGGGCCUGGACGGCUGCGGCUACCCCUGGGAGGAGGGGGAGGACGCGUGGGUGCUCUGGGGCCGCACGACGACGCCGGGGAUCGCGGACGCGCCGCUCGGGGCCGGGGACCAGCGGCCUGAGCAGCUGGCGGACGCGGACUCGCAAUUCUUCGACUGCCGCGGCAUCACGGUGCACGUCAAGGUGGCGAGGCCGCACUGCGUGCCUGGGGCGCCGGCGACGGCGCGGACGGACCGCGCGGUGAUGCUCCUGCACGGGUUCGGCGGCGGGGUGUUCUCGUGGCGGCACGUGAUGCAGCCGCUCGCGGACAGCACGGGGUUGCCGGUGGUGGCGUUCGACAGGCCCGGGUUCGGUCUGACGGAGCGCGUGGUGCCCGGGGGCGUCAAGCACGACCCCGCGUCGGGCAAGGUGCGGGCGUGCGCGCCCAGCGGGUCGGACGAGACGCCGUACGACGUCCACGAGCAGGCGCGGAUUGCACUCGACCUGUGCGCGCAGCUCAACAUCGCGGAGGUGAUUCUGGCUGGACACGCCGACGGCGCGGCGCUCGCGCUCGUCACCACCGCCGCGGCCGCGCCGUCGCCGCCCGGCAGCGGCGCGACGGGCCGCUCGGGGCGCGACAGCCCGCGCUGCAGCGCCGCAGCGUCCCCGCACGCGCCCGCGCCGAGCUCGUCGCUCGCGGCGGCCGCCUGGGCGCGCAUCGCGGCGGUCGUGCGCUCCCCGGCGGGCUACAAGCGCCUCUCCGGCUCCAACACCCCGGGGGGGAGUUUCCCGGCACCCCACACCGUCUUCUCGCCGCGGGCCAAGCCCGCCGACGGGCCGCGGAGCUUCUUCCGGCCCGUCGCCUCCUGGGGCCGCAAGCGCGCCCCGCACGCACCGGAAUCGUACAGCGCGGACCUCGAGUCGGACCUCGAGGCCGGCAUCGGCCGCGCCGUGGCCAUCGCCACCGGCAGCGCGCCGAAACACCGGCGCGCGGCGUCCGCGGCCGCAGCCGGCCCGCAGGCCGAGCUCUCGCUGCGGCUGCGCGGGAGCGGCUCGCAGUCCCCGAACGCCGCGUCGUCGGCGGCGGGCACCGCGCUCUCGCCGCGGUCGUCGACGGAGCGCGACAACCUCCUCCGGCUGGCGCGGCCCGGCACGCUCAAACGCAGGCCGUUCAACCGCGUCGACGACGACGCGUCGUCCGCGGGAUCCGCGGAGAACGCGGUGGCAACGGGGUCGCACAAGGCACGCACGUCGGGGGCGUGGGGGCGGGCCGGGGGCGCGAACGGCGCGCGGGCUGCGAGCGGGGCGUCGACGCGCGUCAUCGGGAUCGCGCUGCUGCACCCGUGCCUGAUGGGCGAGGGCGUGCCGUCGCUGGCGGGGUCCCUGGCGCAGGCCGGCGUGUCGUGGCGCAUCCUGCGGCCGCUGCUGCGCGCCGAGGUCGGCGAGGCGGCGAACCGGCGCGCGUGGUACGACGCGUCGCGGCUCACGGAGGACGUGCUCGCGCAGUACCGGGCCCCGCUGCACGUGGAGGGUUGGGAGAUGGCGUUGACGGAGGUGUUGCGGCGGGCGGGGGGGGGACUGUUGCUGGACGAGGUGCUGGCGUGCCUGACGGCGGUGCGCGCGAGCGCAGUGCCCGCGCUGGUGGUGUCCGGCGACCAAGACCGCAUUUGCCAGCCAUGUCGGACGGGGAGUUUGGUGCGGCAUGGGCUUCCGGCGUGCAGUGCUGUGUGCCUGGAGCAGUGCGGGCACCUGAGCCACGAGGAGCGGCCCGAGGAGCUGCUGAGCGCGCUGGGGGGCCUCGCGGCGUGGUGCCAGGGGCAGCCGUGA